AUGACCACCAUCACCACCGAACGAAGCCCAGUGCUCCUGAGAGCCACGAGCAUGACGGGGGGUAGCCCCCGGCUGUCCCUGAAGCGCGAAAUAUCUCCUCCAUCAGCUGUCGACUCCCAGCUGUUGAACCACAUAUGUGACCGAUUAAAUCAACUGGAUACCACUAUCCAUGAGCUUCGAUCGUCCGUCCUUACCAAGGAAUCGUAUGCCGACAGACGCAAUAGAGAAGAUGAGUUCCUUCGACGAGAGUUUGAUAACCAGCGUGUCCGUAUCGACACUGUUGGCGGCAAAACUCGAUCGGAUCUGAACCAGGUCAAGACAGAUAUCUCUCAACUUGUUACCGAAAUCGUCCAGCUCCGAUCAAACUUCAACCAACUCUCUUCCAAAGAUGGUUACCGGGACUCUGACCUUUCUCGCCUUCAUGAUCACCUCGACCAGCUUCAUCUUGACGUUCAGCGUAUGCAUUCAGAUUUAUGCUUGACCAGAACGGAUCUCAGCCAAGAACAAUCUAUCGUCAGCCAACUAAGACUCGAUGUCCUUACUCUCCAACGUGAAGCUCGCCAGCAGUUUGGGGAUAUGAUAUCUCGUUUUGACGUUCUGGACUCCAGGAUGAAGCAUAUGGACCGCAUUCGAUUCAACUCGCUCGCAAUCACAGCUCAUGCUCCCAUCACUCCCGUGCCUGUCAUCGACGUUGACGGCUCCAUCAGGUUUCCCAGCUACUUCCCUCGAACAGUCUGGAAUUUUUGGUGCUUGAAGAAAAUGAAUAGGGCACAUCGUCUUGUUGAACUCGCUGAGUUCUACCAGCUUGAAGGUUAUCAAUACUGGAGUCGCAUGGCGAAUCCUCAAGAGUCGACCUUUGCAACGGACGGGUAUAUGAGUGAUGAUAGUGACUCUAGCGAGUUGCCAUCUGAUAUCACUCGAUCCGAGGCUGCUCGUCUAUAUCCAGAAGCUUGCCACCAAGCUCUCGCAGCCACCUUGGGUCUCGUAUACUAUAAGAUCCGCAAUGAGAUGGGUGAAGGCCGUCAUUCUCACCUCAUGCCUGCUCAUGCUGCUGCUCCCAAACGCACCCAGGAGGAAAUUGUAUCUCCACAAUCCUCUCCCAGACGCCGAAAGGUAGCUCGUCGUUCGCAAGACAUUGCAUCGCCAACAGGAAGCGCCCUUCCUCACAAGAUCAUCACCAAUUUCAUGACUGCUCCAGCCGGUGAUGCCAAGUCUAUUGUGUCCGAGGGACUCGACAAGCUCGUCUGGAACGUCGAACAGACCCAGAUCUCAGAAGAGACGAUGUCUAAGUUCUCAGACUUCGUCAGGGAUGAGCCUAACGCUCUGUUGCUCCUUCAAGCCCUCGAGCGUGGCCGUAUCAAGUUGCAGCCUAGCCAUAUGGAGCGAGCCCGCGUCUCUCCUACCGAGACGUCUUCCAAACGAAGCUUCAGGUCUGCAAAGCGUGGUCUGCACGAGUCUGGCUUGGGUGAGGCAAAGAGUGAUGACUUUCCCAGCGAGAUGAACACCGUGCCAACCGAGAUCAUGUCUCCACAUUCUGCCUCCCGGUCCGAAGCUGAGCAAGAAGAUGAGGACGAGGCUCCCCCUUCAUCCUCUCCCCCUGAAGCUAAGGAAUAG
Messenger RNA from Trichophyton benhamiae CBS 112371, 1614 nucleotides. RefSeq lists its product as uncharacterized. The transcript is spliced from 2 exons. The coding region runs from base 1 to 1614 and encodes 537 amino acids. Lineage: Eukaryota; Fungi; Ascomycota; Eurotiomycetes; Onygenales; Arthrodermataceae. The record is from RefSeq and is a predicted model, not a curated record.